Ectocarpus sp. CCAP 1310/34 is the source of this 2342-nucleotide messenger RNA. The record is from the annotation of a GenBank genome assembly. NCBI's taxonomy places the organism in Eukaryota, Phaeophyceae, Ectocarpales, Ectocarpaceae.
GGUUCUCCGAGCUUCCCCCGGCUGCCAACAACACAACCCAACUGACUGCUGUGCCCUUUACUACUACCGAGUAUCGACUGACGCGACCCAUCUCUCGAUCAUCGAAACCAGUCAGUCAUGAGCUCGUUAACAGCGAUCAGCAUCAGAGAGGGAGAGGCAGCCCUCGCAAAGCUGCCCGAGCAAGUUGGAAAAAUGCAAGCUCUCUUGGAGGCAGAGUUCGCGUACACAAGCCUGGCGGACAUCGAAAGCGGGUUCAAGCAACUCCUAGCCAGCUCGGCGGGAAGCGCAACCGAGAACGCCAACGUGGGGGCUCUGCUGUCCACCGUCAGGAACGAGGUGACCCAGACCAUGAGCAUCCUUCUGGCCCUGAAGAGAUGGAUCCGGGUGCAGGUGCCCAAGAUCGAGGACGGCAACAACUUUGGCGUCAGCGUUCAGCUCGAAGUCGCCAAGGGGAUCGACGAGCUCACGACUCCGGUGGCGAGCAGCCUCGGAGAGAUGCCGGGCUACUUCGAGAGCCGGGCUUCGGCGUGGGACAAGAUCGGGAGCAAGAAGUCCAAGGAGAGCAAGACCUCAUCGUCUGCUUCCAAGGACACCGGGGGAAAGGACGGGGACUCUUCUAAGACCUCCGAGUCCACCAGCACCGAAGAAAAGACUUCCGAAUCUUCCUUCGCGCCUGACUCGGCCAACUACCUCAUCGCCCUCGACGUGAAGUGGUUCGUUUCCCUUCACCACACCUUGCUAAGAGCCAGGGAUUCCUUGGUGCUCGCAGCGGACAUGAUCGAGAAGAACAUGGAGAAGCUCUUGCGUCCCAAGGGCACCAACACGCAGGGUGGUGGCAUGUACUCGUUUUAACAGCUUUAUUUUCGCAGAGCGGCGAGGAAAUGGGAUCUUGGACUGUUAUCGUUCGUGCAUCUCUUGCUUUGGGAUGAUGGGGAUUGGUUUACCGCAAGAGGGGUCGGGGACGCUUUUGACGUGUACCGGCCGUAUGUGGUGCCAGGUGUCAAGAGUGGAUAGAUCGAGAAAAAAGGCGGGGAAGGGAGAGGGGGGUACGCCUGAGGUCAGGAAUACUCAAAUGGCUGAUAGGUGAAUCGGGAUACGAUCGGUCACCGCACUCAGGGAAAAUCAAGGUUCAGACUUGUUCGGAAUCCACGGCAGGCUCCAGUGUGCGCGAAAGACGACAGCAGGAGUCGGCUAUUGCGAUUGUCAUGUCUCCCGCUGCCUCCCUCUGUGUUCGUUUCUGUACGCAGUACGUAACCUUGGUUUUGAACAGUCUACAGAGUAUUGGGACUUCCGAUGUAUGCAAUUGAGAAAACCACAAAGGGCGGCGAGACCUGGGUUUUCCCAUGGAGGAUUUUGUGUCUGUAUAUUCAUGUCCUCCCCGAGACGUAACACAUGAAACGACGAAAUACGCAUGUAUUUCCCCCUUUCGGAUCUAAGGUACGGUUUGAUCCACAGCCAACACCGUACGUGGCGAAAAGCAGUAUCCAACAGAAGCGCCGGGCAACCGUACACAUAGCAUAUAAUCAAUUCAGGGCAAGCUUCAAUUCAGAAACGUCGAGAAAUAUUCUUUGGCCGGAAACCACACCGAGGUCUCCUUGGGUCUUGUCAGGAGCGCAGAUGAAAAAUAGCGUGCGCUUGGUUUGCGAGCAAUUGAUACGGGCUGAGGAGGCCACGAGCGUUAGACGGCUCCGUACGUUAUAUUUUUGAUUUCUAUCUUAAAACGACACGGCACAUGAAUGCACGCGCUGCGCAGUGCGUGGGUGCACUAUUAGCCACGUGUCCCACUUACGGCAGUAUAUCCCAGCACGGCAUGGUAAGUCCUAUGAAGAAACGUGUUCCGUGUUGAUGACAACUUACAGGAUCCCACACAACGUGCCCUACCUACCACACCAAGCAGCGUGUGCCGAAGGCCUCAGGAGCUCGAGGCACCGCUGGCAUCCCACCUCUAAUUCACUCACGGCAUUCCGCACGAGUCACAAAACCUUCGAUAAAGCAUCAAUCCCUUCGAUAGAUGCCGCCUUCGCCACCGCGUCAUUCAAUCCCACGACCCCAAGUUUGCCACCGUCCUAAACUAUCGCUGCCCAGACAAAUGGGUCCAGACGUGCAUUGUAUCUCACGUUAUAACCAUAACCCUUGAACAAACUGGAAGUAUAAUAACUAAUAUAGCUUCGAUGAGCUUUUCUAGCAAUUAAAUAGGAGCAGCGACUGACCGAGAGACAGGCAGACAAAAGUGCCUCAUCACCGUCGUUGUCCUUGGCAAAAGACAAAACAUGGAAAAUCGACCAGCGAAUUCUACCGUGACAACCCGAUCGUUCUUCACACUNCCCCCCCCCCCCCCCCCC